This is a messenger RNA of Penicillium chermesinum, 711 nucleotides long. RefSeq names its product glutathione S-transferase family protein. Lineage: Eukaryota; Fungi; Ascomycota; Eurotiomycetes; Eurotiales; Aspergillaceae. The coding region runs from base 1 to 711 and encodes 236 amino acids. Gene Ontology annotation, cellular component: cytoplasm. The record is from RefSeq and is a predicted model, not a curated record. The transcript has 4 exons.
AUGGCCACCCCUAAGAUCAUCCUCUACACCAACCACCUCUGCCCAUGGGCCCACCGAGCUCACAUCGCUCUGAAGGAAUCGGGGCUCGAGUACGAGGAAGUCAUCAUCGACCUGAAUGUUCCUCGUGAGCAAUGGUACCUGGAUAUCAACCCGGGACCCCGAGGACUCGUCCCAACUAUCUCAUACAAUGGAAAUAUUAUCAUUGAAUCCGCCAUUGUCUCCCAAUUCAUCGCCGAUGCUCACCCUUCUCACCUGCUCCCUCCAUCAGCCCCAGUUGAGAACGCAAUCACCCGCGCGCGUAUCAACUUGUUUGUAGAUGCCUUCAUCAGCAAGGUCCUCCCUCACUUGUUCGCUGGGAUCCGCGCUGCAUCAGAGCAGGAGCGUGAUGCGGCCGCCGAGGCUUUGAUCGCUGGUGUCUUGAAGGAAGUUGAGCCCCUCCUUGCGUCGACCGAGGGCAAGGGUCCCUUCUUCGGAGGCAGCGAGAAGCUUACAUUGGCUGAGGUUCUGACGGGGUCUUUCUUGCUCCGAAUCUUGAGCUUCGGCAAGCCCGAGCACGCCCUCGUCAGUACGAAGCUGCCUGUUCUCUUGGAGAAGGCCCCACGUUUCAAGCGCUGGUCUGAGGCUACCGUUAACCAUCCAAGUGUCAAUUUCAUUUGGAACGAAAAGCUUGUCGCCGACCUGACUCGUGCCAAGUUUGCGCCCAAGGCCUAG